Molecule: messenger RNA, 865 nt
Organism: Medioppia subpectinata
Lineage: Eukaryota; Metazoa; Arthropoda; Arachnida; Sarcoptiformes; Oppiidae
Source: the annotation of a GenBank genome assembly
GUGAUGUGUUGUGCAGUGUUUGCAGAGAUCGUCGCAUAGAGUGAGCGAACAGUAAAUAUCAGUUUCAUAGAGUGGUUGAGUCAGACAUUUGUUGUUAGUUUAUGAUUGACUGCAAUAUAUUCUAAAUUAGUUAAUAGUUCUAAUCAGCGAUCAAAGCAGUAGUGGACACAUGUAUUCAGCGGCAGAGAACGGACAGUACGGCGCCGACACCUACGAGGGCGAGGGCUUUGGCUCCAGUUUCGGCACUAAAGCCAUACGUCUGGCGUUUAUACGCAAAGUCUAUGGCAUACUAUCCGUGCAAUUGUUGGUGUCGUUUGGUUUCAUCUGUGUCUUCGCCAUACCGGAUGGUAUGAGAAAAUGGUCGCAAGAGAAUAUCUGGGUUCUUUGGCUCGCAUUUGGUGUGGCGAUGGCCACGAUGUUAGUGUUGGCCUGUUGUGGGGAAAUGCGUCGGCAAACGCCGCACAACUACAUAGCGCUCAUGAUAUUCACGAUCGCCGAGUCGUUCCUAUUGGGCAUAAUCUCGUCGCUAUACAAGUAUGAGAUCGUGUUGUCUGCGGUGGCCAUCACUGCCGUCGUGUGUCUGGCGCUGACGGUCUUCGCCUUUCAGACCAAAAUCGAUUUCACAGUAUUCAACGGUCUAUUAUUCGUCGGCGUUAUUAUCCUAAUGCUAUUCGGCUUUGUGUUGAUGUUCUGGCGCUCGUCAGUCGCCCAACUCGUCUACUCAGCGCUCGGAGCCCUCCUUUUCUCAGCGUACCUGGUGGUGGACACCCAGAUGUUGAUCGGCGGCACUCAUAGCAUACAGAUCUCGCAGGAAGAGUACAUAUUCGCAGCCCUAACCCUUUACAUCGAUAUCGUUCAGCUCUUU